Molecule: messenger RNA, 1095 nt
Organism: Oryza sativa Japonica Group (Japanese rice)
Lineage: Eukaryota; Viridiplantae; Streptophyta; Magnoliopsida; Poales; Poaceae
Product: putative cyclin-dependent kinase F-2
Biological process (GO): protein phosphorylation; regulation of mitotic cell cycle
Cellular component (GO): nucleus
Molecular function (GO): protein serine/threonine kinase activity; ATP binding
Source: RefSeq, a predicted model, not a curated record
AUGGGCGCGCUUCGCCGGAAGGCCUCUUCCUCGCUCGCCGGCCCGCUCGCCGCCCAGCGGCGUGAGCGCACCGGAGAACCCGGCGCCGCCGCCGCCGCUGCGGCCAAGAACUCGGCGGUCACCCUCGCCUCCGCCGUCGACGACUCUCAUCACGUCCCCGCUACGAGACAUGGCGACGUCGCCGGGCUGAUCGGGGUGGUGGUGCCGUUCGGGAGCAUGGAAUCCUACGACCGCCUGAGGCUCAUCGGCGAGGGCGCGUGCGGCGCCGUCUUCAGGGCGCGCCACGUCGCGACCGGCGAAACGGUCGUUGUCAAGAUCGCCCACAAGAACGGCGGCGGCGGCGGCGGCGGCGACGAGGCGCUGCUGCGGGAGGCCGAGAUGCUCGCGGCGUGCGUGGGGAACCCCGCCGUCGUGAGGCUCCGCGAGGUGGCGCGCCACCCGGAGACCAGCAAGCUCCACCUCGUCAUGGACUACGUCGGCCCCAGCCUCGCCGACCUCCUCACCCACCGCCUCGACGGCGCGCUGACGGAGGCGGAGGCGCGGGGCGUGAUGCGGCAGCUGCUCGCCGGCGUGGGGCAGAUGCAUGCGCGCGGGGUCAUCCACCGCGACAUCAAGCCGGGCAACGUCCUCGUCGGCGCCGCCGACGGCCGCGUCAGGAUCUGCGACCUGGGCCUCGGCGGGCCAGCGUCGGCGGCGCCGCCGCGGACGCAGCUGGUCGGCACGCUCUGGUACAUGUCGCCGGAGCAGUACCUCGGCGGCGGGGAGUACGGCCCGGCGGUGGACAUGUGGGCGCUGGGGUGCGUGAUGGCGGAGCUCCUCACCGGCGAGACGCUGUUCCCCGCGGACACGGAGUACCACCAGGUGGUCCUCGUCGCCGGCGUCCUCGGCGUGGCCGACGAGAAGAUGGAUGGCUUGCCCCUGGGCGUCACUACCAGGCCGAGUCAGCUGCGGCGCAAGGUGCCCGAGGAGAAGCUCUCGCCGGCGGGCUUCGAUCGUGCUCAACGGCUUGUUGCAGUACGCCGCCGGAGACAGGCUCGCCGCCGCCGCGGCCCUCGACAUGCCAUGGUUCUCCAAGAAGCUGAGCUAGCUAGCUAG